This is a messenger RNA of Tauraco erythrolophus (red-crested turaco), 771 nucleotides long. The record is from RefSeq and is a predicted model, not a curated record. NCBI's taxonomy places the organism in Eukaryota, Metazoa, Chordata, Aves, Musophagiformes, Musophagidae.
GACUCCUCUAAUGAUGGCCUGCACCAGGCAAAACCUGGAGGUGAUCAAAGCUCUGGUGGAGCAUGGAGCCAACCCGCUGCUGAAGAACAAGGAUGGCUGGAAUUGCUUCCACAUCGCGAGCCGGGAGGGCCAUCCCCAGGUCAUCCAGUACCUGCUGGCCGUGUCCCCAGGCAGCUGGGCCACAGAGAGCACGAUAAAGAGAACACCUCUGCACACAGCAGCCAUGCACGGCUGUUUUGACGUUGUGGAGCUGCUCCUGGAGCGGUGCCAGUAUGAACCUGACAGCAGAGACAAAUGUGGAGUCACUCCCUUUAUGGACGCUAUCCAGAACGGGCAUGUCAACAUUGCCCGGCUGCUCCUGGAAAAACACCAGGCUUGUCCUACAGCCGUGGACGUGCUGGGCGCUCAGCCUCUACAUCGGGCAGCUGUCACGGCGCAGGAUGAAGCCAUCCAGUUCCUUGUCUCUGAACUGGGAGUUGAUGUCAACGAGAGAGCGACGACCCUCCAGCUCACAGCACUACACUAUGCAGCCAAGGAAGGACACGCGCAUACCAUCCGGACGCUGCUGUCCCUCGGUGCUGACGUCCACGCGAAGGAUGAGAAGAGCCGUUCUGCCCUGCACGCCGCCUGCGCCGGGCAGCAGGCGGACGCCGCACGGAUCCUGCUGCACGCUGGGCUGCGGGAUGCGCCGGACAGCGCGGGCACGCUGGCACAGCAGCUCGCGAGGAAGCCAGAUGUCAUCCAGGUUUUCCAGGAAACGAACGUCGGCAC